AUGUACCAGAGUGCUUGCAGUGCAGCUGCUGGCGGUUGCUCGGAACCGGAGCGCCAUGACCGGGAUGGGCUGAUAACGCACGAAACGGCCGUCGCUCCGGUGGAGCACGAUUACAGUGGGUUCGAUAUCGUGAAAGCAACACAGUACGGUGCGAUAGCACGCGUGAAAGAGCUCAUCGAGGCUGGUUGGGAUGUGAAUCAGCCGGACAGCGAAACCGUAACCCUAUUACAUUGGGCCGCGAUCAAUAAUCGUAAAGAUAUCAUCAAAUAUUUCCUCGACAAGGGUGCGAUAGUGGAUGCGGUCGGGGGCGAACUGAAUGCUACACCGCUUCAUUGGGCCACACGACAGGGUCAUCUUGGUGCGGUAGUACUGCUGCUAGCGGCUGGAGCAGAUCCGAGUCUUCGUGAUGCGGAGGGUUGUUCGUGCAUUCAUCUAGCAGCCCAGUUCGGACACACGGCACUGGUGGCGUACUUUAUAGCGCGAGGCGUGAAUCCCGACUUGCAAGAUCGCGGUGGCAUGACGGCCCUAAUGUGGGCUGCUUGGAAGAUAUCCGCCUUGGAUCCGGUCCGAUUGCUACUAACGUUGGGCGCUAACCCAAGCCUAGCCGACCAUACGCACGGCAAUACCGCACUGCACUGGGCCAUCCUUGCGCGUAACGCAACCGCCAUCACUACGCUUGUGCUGAAGGGUAAGGCAAACAUGGAGGUGCCGAACCUACGUGGUGACACCCCGCUCACGAUGCUCCAGCCGCACCUGGGUUCGAUCUGGAUCGGUACGAAAGUGUCCGAUCGGAUCCGGGAACUCACGCAGCAAUCGCACCGUCGGAACCUGCUCGUACGUAUGACGCUCGACAAACGGUUCCGCUGGUGGAGCAUGAUAGCGACACCGUUUCUGGUAUUCUACCUGGUUGGGUUAGUGUUCUGUGCCGACACGCAGAUCAUCAUUAAAAUUUUCCUGCUCGCCUGUCUGUACAGUGUGUCGUACACGAUUGGGCAGCAUCUGUUCGACGAGAACCUUAUGGCGCUGCUGCCGCUGAGCGUGUAUAUGGCCACCAAGCUGUGGUUCUACGUUACCUGGCUGACUUAUAUCGCACCAACCGUAUCGUUCCUCGCUUCAAUGGCGUUCCUUGCCUGCAGUGCGGCGUUGUGGGUUUGUUUCCUGAAAUCUUGGCGCGGUAAUCCGGGUGUCAUACAGCCGACGCAGGAACAAAGGUUUAGGACCAUCAUUGAACUUUCGGAGCGCGGCGCUAGUGGAUUUGAGCCUUCAGCCUUCUGUUCCGCCUGUCUAGUCCGGCGACCGGUGCGCUCGAAGCACUGUUCCGUGUGUGAUCGAUGCGUUGCCCGGUUCGAUCACCAUUGUCCUUGGGUGGGCAAUUGUAUCGGUGCUAAAAAUCACAAAUACUUUAUGGGGUUCUUGUGGAUGCUUCUGAUCAUGUGUGGCUGGAUGCUGUAUGGAGGCUCUAAUUUCUACGUACAAACGUGCUCUAUCAACAUGGAUGAUGGUUUGUGGUCCGCACUUCAGGCGAUUGGCUCCUGCAACCCUUGGGUCGGGUGGGUAAUGGGUAAUGCCCUGCUGCACAUGUCCUGGGUCACGGUGUUGACCAUCUGUCAGAGCUAUCAGGUCGUGUGUCUCGGUAUGACGACCAACGAGCGUCUGAAUCGUGGCCGAUACCGUCACUUCCAGGCCAAGGGUGGAAAGAGUCCAUUCAACCGGGGCCCGUUGAAAAAUUUGUUCGAUUUCCUCGAGUGCAGCUGUUUCGGGCUGGUGCAACCGCAGCGUACCGAUUGGAUGCAGUUCUUCGAGUUCGACAAGCACGUUGAGCACGAACCAUUGCUACGACCCGACAACUUUCAGUACGUCUGA
Messenger RNA from Anopheles marshallii, 1863 nucleotides. It is a transcript of the gene Hip14, whose product is annotated as palmitoyltransferase Hip14. The transcript has 4 exons. Gene Ontology annotation, cellular component: Golgi membrane. NCBI's taxonomy places the organism in Eukaryota, Metazoa, Arthropoda, Insecta, Diptera, Culicidae. The record is from RefSeq and is a predicted model, not a curated record. Gene Ontology annotation, molecular function: palmitoyltransferase activity; protein binding. Gene Ontology annotation, biological process: protein palmitoylation. Bases 1 to 1863 code for a protein of 620 amino acids.